GUUGGAUCGCUCAGGCCUCCUGCCGAAGCUCGGCCAGGCUGGAGGCAGGUCCCCAAGUCUCCGGGCAUCAGGGCGCAGCCCGAGAGUCCAAAAGCGGGCGGGCGGGCAGGCGGCCGGACGGCCGGACAGACUGGCUCACUGGCUGCCUAUUUGGCUUGCUGUGUUCUGUGUUGGCCAUGGCUGCUAGUUCCCAACAGGAAAUCUUGGUGGCUGAGCGAAUUUGUGGCCCAGGAAGUAGCAACUAAGUGCCUGGGAUGCUGACUGGAGGCGGGUGCGUGCUCUGAGGUCCCUGAGCAGCCCUGCGCACCAUGGACCCGGAUCCCCAGGCGGGUGUGCAGGUGGGCAUGCGUGUGGUGCGCGGCAUGGACUGGAAGUGGGGCCAGCAGGACGGUGGCGAGGGCGGCGUGGGCACGGUGGUGGAGCUCGGCCGCCACGGCAGCCCCUCGACCCCCGACCGCACGGUUGUCGUGCAAUGGGACCAGGGCACCCGCACCAACUACCGCGCAGGCUACCAGGGCGCACACGACCUGCUGCUCUACGACAAUGCGCAGAUUGGCGUCCGCCACCCCAACAUCAUCUGCGACUGCUGCAAGAAGCAUGGGCUGCGGGGCAUGCGCUGGAAGUGCCGUGUCUGCUUCGACUAUGACCUCUGCACGCAGUGCUACAUGCACGGCAAGCAUGACCUCGCCCACGCCUUCGAGCGCUAUGAGACGGCCCACUCGCGCCCUGUCACACUGAGUCCCCGCCAAGGCCUCCCAAGGAUCCCACUAAGGGGCAUCUUCCAGGGUGCAAAGGUGGUGCGAGGCCCCGACUGGGAGUGGGGCUCACAGGACGGAGGGGAAGGGAAGCCAGGCCGUGUGGUGGACAUCCGUGGCUGGGAUGUGGAGACAGGCCGGAGUGUGGCUAGCGUGACAUGGGCUGAUGGUACCACCAACGUGUACCGUGUGGGCCACAAGGGCAAGGUGGACCUCAAGUGUGUGGGCGAGGUAGCCGGUGGUUUCUACUACAAGGAGCACCUCCCGAGGCUUGGCAAGCCGGCAGAGCUGCAGCGCAGGGUGAGUGCUGACGGCCAGCCCUUCCAGCAUGGGGACAAGGUCAAGUGUCUGCUGGAUAUAGACAUCCUGAGGGAGAUGCAGGAAGGCCACGGUGGCUGGAACCCCAGGAUGGUGGAGUUUAUUGGACAGACGGGCACCGUGCACCGCAUCACGGACCGCGGAGAUGUGCGUGUGCAGUUCAACCAGGAGACCCGCUGGACCUUCCACCCUGGGGCUCUCACCAAGCACAACUCCUUCUGGGUUGGUGAUGUGGUCCGGGUCAUCGACGACCUUGACACAGUGAAGCGACUGCAGGCUGGCCAUGGCGAGUGGACGGAUGACAUGGCUCCUGCCCUGGGCCGCAUCGGGAAAGUGGUGAAGGUGUUUGGAGAUGGGAACCUGCGUGUGGCAGUUGGUGGUCAGCGGUGGACCUUCAGCCCCUCUUGCCUGGUGGCCUACCGUCCAGAGGAGGAUGCCAACCUGGAUGUGGCUGAGCGUGCCAGGGAGAACAAAGGCUCGCUGAGCAUGGCCCUGGACAAGUUACGGUCCCAGAAGAGUGACCCGGAGCACCCAGGGAAGCUGGUGGUGGAGGUGGUACUAGGCAACGUGGCCAGGGCUCUGGACCUGCUGCAGAGGCACCCAGAGCAGGUAGAUACCAAGAACCAGGGCAGGACCGCCCUGCAGGUGGCUGCCUGCCUGGGCCAGGUGGAGCUGGUGCGGCUGCUGCUGCAAGCAAGGGCAGGCAUGGACCUACCAGAUGACGAGGGCAACACCGCGCUGCACUAUGCGGCUCUGGGGAACCAGCCCGAGACCAUCCGGGUGCUCCUGAGCGCGGGGUGCAAGGCAGACACCCUCAAUGGCACGCGCAACACGGCACUGCAUGUGGCUGUGCAGAGGGGCUUCCUGGAGGUGGUGAGGGUCCUGUGUGAGUGCGGCUGUGACGUCAACCUGCCUGAUGCUCAUGCCAACACACCUCUGCACUCUGCCAUCUCGGCGGGUGCCGGCGCCAGUGGCAUUGUGGAGGUCCUCACAGAGGUGCCAGGCAUCGACGUCACUGCCACUAACAGCCAGGGCUUCACGCUGCUGCACCACGCGUCCCUCAAGGGCCAUGUGCUAGCCGUCAGGAAGAUCCUAGCACGGGCACGGCAGCUGGUGGAUGCCAAGAAGGAGGAUGGCUUCACCGCGCUGCACCUGGCGGCCCUCAACAACCACCGCGAGGUGGCCCAGAUCCUCAUCCGGGAGGGCCGCUGUGACGUGAACGUGCGCAACCGGAAGCUCCAGUCCCCGCUGCAUCUGGCUGUGCAGCAGGCCCACGUGGGGCUGGUGACUCUGCUGGUGGACGCCGGUUGCAGCCUCGACACCGAGGACGAGGAGGGGAACACAGCCCUGCACGUGGCGCUGCAGCGUCAUCAGCUGCUGCCGCUGGUGGCUGACGGGGCCGGGGGGGACCCAGGGCCUUUGCAGCUGCUGUCCAGGCUCCAGUCCUCGGGCCUCCCGGGCAGCGCGGAGCUGACGGUGGGCGCGGCCGUCGCCUGCUUCCUGGCCCUGGAGGGCGCCGACGUGAGCUACGCCAACCACCGCGGCCGCAGCCCGCUGGACCUGGCCGCCGAGGGCCGCGCACUCAAAGCCCUGCAGGGCUGCGCCCAGCGUUUCCGGGAGCGACAGGUGGGCGGGGACGCGGCCCCGGGCCCCCGGCACGUGCGCAGCACCCCCAACACCAUGACGAACCUGCACGUGGCCGCCACGGCGGGGCCCGAGGCCGCCGAGUGCCUGGUGUGCUCGGAGCUGACGCUGCUCGUGCUGUUCUCGCCCUGCCAGCACCGCACCGUGUGCGAGGAGUGCGCGCGCAGAAUGAAGAAGUGCAUCAGGUGCCAGGCGGUCAUCGGCAAGAAGCUGCGCCCAGACGGCUCGGAGGUGGCGAGCGCCGCGCCCGCGCCCGGGCCGCCGCGGCAGCUGGUGGAGGAGCUGCAGAGCCGCUACCGGCAGAUGGAAGAGCGCAUCACCUGCCCCAUCUGCAUCGACAGCCACAUCCGCCUCGUGUUCCAGUGCGGCCACGGCGCCUGCGCGCCCUGCGGCGCCGCGCUCAGCGCCUGCCCCAUCUGCCGCCAGCCCAUCCGCGAGCGCAUCCAGAUCUUCGUGUGAUCCCGCGACGCCCCCGCCCAGCCACGUCCUCGUCCGCGGCCGCCGCGAGCCCCCGCCCUGCGUUUUAUAAAGAGAUUCGCGGAC
This is a messenger RNA of Cynocephalus volans (Philippine flying lemur), 3260 nucleotides long. It is a transcript of the gene MIB2, whose product is annotated as MIB E3 ubiquitin protein ligase 2. The coding region runs from base 309 to 3176 and encodes 955 amino acids. Gene Ontology annotation, cellular component: cytoplasm. The record is from RefSeq and is a predicted model, not a curated record. The transcript is spliced from 20 exons. Gene Ontology annotation, molecular function: protein binding; zinc ion binding; ubiquitin-protein transferase activity. Gene Ontology annotation, biological process: protein ubiquitination. Lineage: Eukaryota; Metazoa; Chordata; Mammalia; Dermoptera; Cynocephalidae.